AUGCUGCAAGUCCCCCGGGAACCGCUCCUCACGCUCCUCUUCCAGGUAUGGAAGAGCCAUCCCACCAAAACCAUCAUCCGAGAUCUCUCCGACGGAUAUGAAACCACAGUGGGAGAGUUUUUGAACGACAUACUGGUCACACGGGGGCGGAUUCUUGAGUCGCUUGCCCCCGAGGUCAAAGUCCGCCUCAGGAGCGCGGAUACAGAUGUUUUCGUGGGGGUUCUAGUUGGCCCAGGCCAUGAAUUUGCCGUCCUGGCCUUUGCCCUGUAUAGUAUCGGUGCUGUCAUUGUUCCCCUGUGUAAGCUAUUCCCCUCGCCUUUCUCAUCCACUGAUAUCCUUCCUAAUACUCAUGUGAGCCCAUUAGCACCGGCGCUCCAUCCCGACGAAGGAAAAUACUUCUUAGGGCUAUGCAACGCGGCGCUGAUAAUCACGGUACCGAGCACAAGGAGCAAAGCUGAGGCCAUCUCCGACCUCACUGGCAUUCCCGCCCUCGAGAUCAACGUGACAGAGUUAGUUAGGCCAACAGCUCUUCACUUCGCAUUGCAACCGGAAGGAGAGCCCCUGAUCAACGCGGACAAGGGCUUUGUGCUUCUCUACACGUCCGGAACUACCGGUACCCCAAAGGGGGUACUGCAUUCGCGGCGAGGGGCCGAAACAGCGUACGUUACCAGCAUCGAGCUGUUCGGCCUGGGCCCAAGUGACACCUGGGCACAUUAUUCUCCGGUUCAUUGGGCAGCUGGGUGGCUAUUCCUGUUUCACACUAUUCUGGCCGGUGCAUGUCUGGAAUUUUGUAGCUCCGUGUUUAGUCCGGAUUGGCUGUUGGAGCAGUGGGAAAAGAAGACCGGGCCAGAGGAUGGCCUAACGGCUGUAUUCCUGGUUCCCUCGGGGCUUCAAGCCGUCGGUGCGAAGCUAGAGGCGGUUCGGAGGGAGGGCCCACCUGAGCGGUAUGGCCGUAUUCUUCAAGGCCUGAGGGGAAUGCGAGUGAUCGCCUCGGGAGGUGCGAGGGUGACGCCGGAAUUGAGGGAUGAGUGGAUGGAUCUGCGCGGUGGAAAGCCGUUGACGGUCGCAUAUGGGAUGUCUGAGGUGUUGAUGUUCGUCGUUGCUGCUGACUGGAACUCAAAUGCGGUUCUCCCGAUGGACUGCUGUGGUCGGAUCUGUCGCCAUGUUGACCUGAAAAUCAACGAGGCUGGCGAGAUAUGCAUCCAAACCCCCCCGAGAUUCAAAAGGUAUAUAUCAGAAGAUCCCACGGUAAUGAAUGGUAUUUUCGAUGCCGACGGAUACUGGAAAACCGGAGAUAUGGGUAAACUGGAAGGAGACCAGCUCUACGUCUUUGGUCGGGCGUCUCAGGACAUUAUUCGAUUUUCCGGGUGGAAGAUCCUCGCACCGGAAGUCGAAAGCGAGCUGGCUAAACACCCACUUGUAUCAGAGGCGAUCGUCUUUGGCAUCCAGGAUACCUCUGCCGGCCAGCUCGUUGCUGCGCUUGUGGUCAUACGUGGUGAUGACUCCGACAAAAAUAGCCUAGAUCUCCUAGCAGUACGCAGGUGGUUGGCAGUCGAGCGACGGAUGAAUGCAUACAAGUUGCCAACGGUCCUGCGGGUCGUUAGCAAGAAUCAAGAGCUGCCGAUGACACUGUCGGGAAAAUUCAUCAAGCGAAAGAUCCGAGAUAUCUUCUUCAACCAAGAAGAACUAGACAGCGAUCGGGUCCACGUGCAUGACUUUUCGACGCAGGAACCAGACAUCGGCGAUCGGCCAUUUGACUGGGCAGGAAUUCAAGCCAAAUGA
Messenger RNA from Aspergillus bombycis, 1782 nucleotides. RefSeq names its product class I adenylate-forming enzyme family protein. Gene Ontology annotation, molecular function: medium-chain fatty acid-CoA ligase activity. The coding region runs from base 1 to 1782 and encodes 593 amino acids. The record is from RefSeq and is a predicted model, not a curated record. Lineage: Eukaryota; Fungi; Ascomycota; Eurotiomycetes; Eurotiales; Aspergillaceae. The transcript has 4 exons. Gene Ontology annotation, biological process: fatty acid metabolic process.